Heterotrigona itama is the source of this 3796-nucleotide messenger RNA. Lineage: Eukaryota; Metazoa; Arthropoda; Insecta; Hymenoptera; Apidae. The record is from the annotation of a GenBank genome assembly.
AUGGGAACACCGCGCCGCUCUGUAAUUCGUAUUUCUUCGGCUCGUUCUGCGUUGCAACCAGGUGAAUGGAAUUGUCUUGCAGAUUGUGAUUUAAGAAUCGCGCGCUACUUCCUUCACGAUAACUUCCGAUACUUAUGGCUAACCUUCGAAAUCGACGUUUAUAGAAUUUACGUAUUCCAGUCUUGCGUUUAGCAAGAUUAGCAAGCUAGUUCGCGAUAAGUUCAAUUUUCUGUUUUCUGCGGGAGAGCAGCUACAGAAAAAUUCUUUUCCACUUGGUUUUGGAGCCAAAUACGCAUCAUUCACCUUCGUAAUUAAACUUUGCUUUUCAUCAAUUUGAAUCUAUUUUCAGUCUUCUUUCAAAAAAAGACAACCAAAAAAACUUCACAUCAACAUCAAAACGAAUCAGUUUCAAACUAUUUACGCACUCGUUACACAAUCGUCCUAUCCUACCCUCCUCCAACAUUAUUAUCCUACGAAAUUGGCUUCUUCAGGGUUCGUGCAAAUUAUUCGAUCGGCGUCAGAAGCUAUCAACGACAUCCCGUAUCGUCUGUCAUCGUUUACUGCCCGCUGUUUAGUUCAGCUGGCACGGCUCCGGUGGUAGCCACGGCGAUAGCCGUCGUUAACGGCGUGAAACGGUUGACUGACUCCCCGUACAUAAUCGUAGCCGUAGAAUGGUUCUGGAGCGUCAUAUCCUUCGGCACGAUUAAAGAACCGACGACUUUAAUCCCGGACGAGCGUCCACGGGGACGCCAGGGAAUACGAUUCCGGCAUAAAGCGACGACUUUAUGGUUAUUCGACGUACGAUUCGCUGACGGGUUCACUUUGUGGAAGACAACGGGGCUGGAAGGAAGAGGAAACAGAGAGAGGCGGAGGAAGACGAUGACGAGGACGAGAAGGUGGACUCACGAAGGACGACAAAACGCAGCAGCCACGCCGGUUUUGCUACCUGAACGCUUGCUCCCAGCGAGAGCUUUCUUUCAUCAAGAGACAUCUCGCCUACGUUCUGAUUCUUUAACAAUUCUUGGUGAAGACUACGUCACUUUUCAAAUCUUUUCAUUUUGCUGUUUCGUUUAUUUGGAAGAUCGGUAGAUUUAAUAAGAUAGAGAAUUUUUGCUCCAGUCGUUUAUUUAUCGUAAUUUUUUUAGCUAGCUAGCUUUUCUAAAGCAGAAAUGAAUUUCAGAUUCAGACAGAAACAUGCUUUUAUUAUUAUUCGUUGCUGUAACUUUGUUACUUACAAUUAGAACUGAAGACGCAGUAUAAAACGUAAUCCAUAUAAUAAUUUCAUCUUUCUAUUUCAGUAAUACGUAGAUUUCUUUUAGAACGAACUUUUUUGCUAUUUUUUAUUGCAAUAAGCUAUAGUAUAGUUAUAGUUCGCGUCCAUAAUUCUAUUUUUAAGCAGCAAUAGUUGGAUAAAUUUCUGCUUACAUCAAUUCCACAUAUUAUUUCGUUAAAGAUAGAAUCGAUAGCUGUAAAAAAAUUUGUUUCCACGAAAUCCUCCCUUGCAGUUGCGUAAACUGACUGUUAUGUAUCGCAACACACGGCAGAGGAACAUUUCAGAAAUAAACUGCGAACUUCACCGUCAGGUGUAGCCAUGAAUCAAGUCGAACUUCGCCGUUUCUCAUUCCCUAAAACGAAGAUCGCCUAUUCAAUGAUUCGAUCGUUCCCUCUGUCUUUCUAAAACCUUCUGAAUAUUAUGGCACUGGCACGUACUGUUAUUUCGCGAUUCAGUUCCACGGUAGUUAUGCGUGUCUUUAAACACAUUUUUAGUAUCUCUGUAAGGUAUGAACAAUUAAUGCAGCGUGACAUAUGUCCAAAUAUUACGUUCUACUAAACUUAUCUUCGAAUAGUACAUUUGUUAUAACACACAGGCUUGAAAUUUCAGAGUUUCAUCAAACUCUCAUCUAUCUUUUGACAUGAAGCCAUUUCUGAAACUACCGAAAUCAUUGAAGUAAAAAGAAGAAAAAAAAAAUGUUAUGCAUAAUUGAAACGAGAAAUUACAAGCAAUUCUUUUGUAUUUUUCUUUUUUUCAACUACAAAUAAUUUGCCAAUAUCGAAAACUGUUGGCAGAACUCAAUAGUUAAGAUUUUUCCAAAUAUUCUACGUAUUAGAUUCCUCGGUAAGUUUGCAACAUUUUUGACAAUUGAUACUUCGUAAUCUCUCUCUCUCUCUCUCUCUCUCUCUCUUUCUUACAGAAUACAAAUUCUCUCACAAAGUAUACAAUCCUCGAAUUUUACUUAAAUUUCGCUACGAACUUUCUGAACAAUCCGACACAUAAUUUAAACAUUCCCUGUUACAAUUUCCUCUAAAUUCCAAGGUUCGCUGACUCUGAAUCAAGGUAAAAGAAAAAGGUGAAAGUAGUUGUUAGUUUUCAAUCAUCCACGAGUGUCUUUCUCAGGUGUAAACGAACAUCUCAAUCGCGUGUCGAAGGAGGAAACGUGAAGGUACACCCUGUAGUGAGAGAGAACAGAAGGGCCCUGGGCGCGAGAGGCGUAGACCACGGAGAAAACACGGCUUGCUGAGAGUUGAUGUGUGGCCAUUGUGACGGAAUUUUGAUAACGACAGGCAACGCCACGGGGUAUCCCGCGGCGCUACCCGCGAUUCGGACGUCGGACAUAAUUCUCGUAAAAUUCUCGGCUUUAUGGUAAUGUCCCUGUCUCUGUAUUGCCGUGACAGGCCACGUCAGGCCUUCGAAUUUUCUCUCUUUCUGAACCGGCUCGAUGAUUUUUUUCUUAUCACCAGAUCGGCCAAAAGCCUGCCGGAGGAUUCUCUAACCGACCGGUAAUGUCCCGCUUAAUUCUCGAAUUGUCCUACACGAAGUCGAACAUCGUGGAACUCUCUGGUGGCUGUUUCGAAAGAUACGAGCGACAGAUAUUUCUCAGCUUCUUGAAUUUUUAUCCUUUCGAAUCGAAUCUUUUUCUGAGUCGUUUGAACCUCCAGCGGUGAUCGAGGAUGCCGUGCUAUGUAUUCACGUAUCGGAGUAUGAUUUUUCACCCUUGUUAAAUAGUCCUUUUUAAUUUAUUUUUCGAUCUUUUGUUUUUACUUUGAUUCAAGUAGUAUAAUUGUAGUAUAGAAAUUUAAAAGAUUAGCCAACCAAAUUUAAUUCAUUUUGGUCGAAUUUAGUAAUUUCUAUCUCUAACUAAUACUAAUUUAAUAUCAAUUACAUAAAAGUACAUCUCUUCUACGUUACCAUUUCUUCAAUACAGUUUUAUCUGUGUUUUAUCAUUGCACAAACAUCUUAUCAGUUUGUAUUUAUCGUGACAAGAGAAUGACGCGAUUAUCUGGUCAUCAGUGCGGUCAGAAAAAUUCGAAACUCCAUCGCGAGGUAGCACUCGGAUUACAACUUUACUAAUGAAAGAAGCUCGAAAGUCUCGGCUACAGCGUUUUCACACGAGAGGCACCACAGAUUUACCGAAUUUCUCACAAGGUCCCGGCUGUGGCCUAUAGUCGUAACAGAUAAGAUCUCGCCGGGUUACACGUAACGCCGGAAAGCCCGCGUUCCUAAGCAUUCGCCGUCUUGAUUCUUCGCUCUAACCGCGAGUAUCAUCUUCAUCUUUAUCAUCGUCGUUACAACGUCGCCACAGGAUGUCGACCCUUUCGAGUUCUAACCUCCUAGUCUCGUCGCAAUGGGGGAAACUAGGCAGAUAAACGCGAGCAACGUUGAAGCUUUGCGCCACUGCGUUCCCAUUUUCCUUGGCGAAACAUGGAAUUAGCGAAAGCUACUUUCGUUUAGAUAUUUUCAUUCAGGGUCAGCAUGCAGUCCGAAGCUUUAACACUAGAACUACCGGUUAAAGCAUGA